AUGGCGAACAGGGCGCUGGUCAUUGCCGUCGACAACACGAUGGAAUGCCUCCUUGCCAUCGACUUUGUGCUGGAGCACUUCCCGAAAGGAUACAAGUACCAUAUCGUCCAUGUCGUGCCUCGGCCGCUGCCCGGGAUUUCCCCGAACAGGGAGAAGGUUGCAGAGACAGAGGAGUACAUGAAUAAGUUCUUCAUCCCCAGGGCAGCCAUGGGGCAAGCGGAUGAAGUGGUGGGAACUAUUCUGGAGUCAGAGCCCGAUGGCAGCAGGGCAACUGGCAAAGCCAUCUGUGAGUAUGUGGCCAAGAUCGACGCAGAUGCGCUGGUGCUCAUGCGCAUGCAGAAGUCUUCUCUGGACCGUUUCUUCCUGGGAUCCGUAACGGAGUACUGCGCGAAGCACUGCCGCAAGCCAGUCAUCAUCGUGCCGCAGCGCGCUUACUGA
This is a messenger RNA of Coccomyxa subellipsoidea C-169, 438 nucleotides long. Its product is annotated as adenine nucleotide alpha hydrolases-like protein. NCBI's taxonomy places the organism in Eukaryota, Viridiplantae, Chlorophyta, Trebouxiophyceae, Coccomyxaceae. The transcript has 4 exons. The record is from RefSeq and is a predicted model, not a curated record. Bases 1 to 438 code for a protein of 145 amino acids.